Messenger RNA from Vollenhovia emeryi, 1806 nucleotides. RefSeq lists its product as uncharacterized. The transcript is spliced from 3 exons. Bases 1 to 1806 code for a protein of 601 amino acids. Gene Ontology annotation, molecular function: nucleic acid binding. Gene Ontology annotation, biological process: DNA integration. The record is from RefSeq and is a predicted model, not a curated record. NCBI's taxonomy places the organism in Eukaryota, Metazoa, Arthropoda, Insecta, Hymenoptera, Formicidae.
AUGCGAGAGGCAGUUACAUUAACCCAGUCUCCCGCAACCAGUCAUCAAUCCCACUUAUAUUACAUUGGCGACGAGGAUAAAUCGGGAAGUGCAGGCGAAAAGCGAGUGUCGAGAGCCACACACGCGACGAGCGAGUCGACGUCCAAAAACGCGCAGCACAGCCUGACACAAAGGGCUAGCGGCUUCGAGAGAAACGAAUCAAGUCGACGAGACUGCAGCUACGGAGCUGUGCACCAGAGCCACAUCAAAGUAGCUCAACUGGGCGACUGGAAGAAAAAAGCAAAGCUUCGUCUACAAAGAUGGGCAUAUUUCCUAUCCGGAUAUAAAUAUAAAGUCGAAAUAGUAAAAUCAAAAGCGAACGGUAAUUGCGAUGCACUAUCAAGAUUGCCUAUAGACGAUAGUACCUUAGUUUUCGAAACUGAAUAUACUCAUAUAAAUUAUGUAGAAGAAGAGUGCCCAAUGGUAGAUUUUCAAGCCGUAAAGCGGGCGCUAGGUAACGAUAAAACGUUGAGAAAAAUCAUCUCAUAUACCCAGGCGGAUUGGCCUAAAACUACCGAACUAUCGGAAAUUGAAAAAACUUUCUAUACCAAACGUCACGAAUUAAGUUACGAAAAUGGUUGUUUAUCUUGGGGACAUAGAAUCGUGAUCCCAGAAAUUUUGCAAAAUAAAAUACUGCAGGCGAUACAUUCAUCUCAUCUAGGAAUAGUUAAAAUGAAACACAUUGCUCGAAACUACUUUUGGUGGCCAAACAUAGACGUAGAUAUAGAGAAUUUAGCGAAUUCUUGUUCGAAUUGUCUUGAGUCAAGACCAUACCCAACCAAAACUCCAUUAACCACAUGGUUAUGGCCCAGUCAGCCGUGGUCCCGAAUUCACAUGGACUUUGCGAAAUUUAAUGAUAGCAUGUUUUUAAUUGCAAUUGACGCACAUUCCAAGUGGCCAAUCGUGGUCAAUAUGAAAAACGACACGACUGCAAAAAAUCUGAUUAAAGAAAUAGACUCAAUUUUUGCCAAUAAAGGAUAUCCAGAUCACAUCGUUAGUGAUAAUGGAACCCAGUUCACUAGUAACGAGUUUGCAUCUUAUUUGAGAAAAUUCAGAAUCAAACAUACUUUUUCCGCACCCUUUUACCCAGCCACCAACGGCGCAGCGGAAAACUUUGUCAAAACAUUCAAGGAUAAAGUAAAAAAGAUCAUGAAAGAUGGUCAUUCUUUAGAAUUUUCUCUAAACAGAUUUUUAGCAGAUUACCGUAAUACUCCUCAUUGUUCAACAGGAGUAUCGCCAGCGCAAUUAAUGUAUAAGCGUAAAUUAAAGACUAGAUUCGACCUAAUCGUGGGCGAUACACGCCACACCGUAGAAGCACAUCAAUUCGAUCAACACCGCUUUACACACGGAAAUAGGCAUAUAGAAUUUCUCGUAGGCGACAUCGUAUAUGCAAGAGAUUAUCGUAAGGACACACCCGAAAACGCACGAGCAAUUACAGUCACACAAAGUUCACCAGCAAUGUAUACUGUCAAGUUUGCAGAUGGUUUUAUAACCAAAAGACACGUGAACCAAAUUGUUCGUACGGCGUUAAAGCCUCAACUAGAUAGAGGGGAAUCGGAGGCGCUUGGCAACAACUAUGCAUAUGACAAUAGUAUUAGCAAUGAGCGAGAAGAUUCUGUGAAUCUCCACAGCAAAAAGUGUAAGAGUGCAAACUCAAGUGUCAGUGCUUCAAAGGAGAAAGUGAAGCGUAAACGCAUAGACGGUAACAUGCCAGGUGCGGUGCGACGAUCGCCAAGAUUAGCUAACAACGUACAACAGUCAAACUAA